UCAAUCUUUCUGUUUCCAUGUCAUAGAAAACAGAGAAGCUCCAGACGGAAGCUUCAGGACCAUAAAGCUCGGCUUCAGGUGGACUCGUCAUGAGCAGCGGGUUCAGACCUGCGUCCGUGAAGAGAUGGAGGCGCAGGUCCGAGCUCUGCUCCUGCUUCUAGUUUUAACCCCAUCUACUGCUGAGAAGAACCUGACAGGAACUGUGGGAGGAAGCAUCACUCUGCCUGAACCUGUGCUGGAUCUGGGAUUUUUUUUAUAUGGAACAAAGACUGUAGCCAUUGUGGUUGAUGGGAAAAUGAAGAUAACUGAGAAAAUGUCUGAGAACAAAGUUCUGUGGAGCGACAGAACUGGAUGCUUCACAAUAACAGACCUGCAGAGAAACGACUCAGGAAUUUAUACUGUUGACCUUAAAGGAAGUGGUGUCACAGCUUAUAAACUCAGCGUGUUUGACUCCGUCUCGGCUCCGACAGUGAACAGACUUGGCUCCGACAGCUGCGUCCUGCUGUGUGAGGUGGUCAACGCUGAGGAGACCACUCUGCUGUGGUACAAAGAUGACGAGGUGGUGAAGCAGAACAGCUCGGCUCCGUCUCUGUCGCUCACUGUACACGAGCAGGACUACAAAUCCUCCUACAGAUGUGUGGCUGCCAACCCCGCUGAACACAAGGCUGAACCAGUCAACGUGGAAGAGACCUGUGGACCCAACUACACAGGAAGGAACCAGGAGAAGCCGGAGGAUCGGAGUCGAGUCAUUGGCAUUGUUGUCUCCAUCUUGUCUGUGAUCAUCAUUGGAAUUGUUGGUAUCAUCAUUCAGAAACGUUUCCACAACCGCUUAGCAUUUCCAGCUAAGCGUUGUUACAGGUCCAGAGAACUCAAACAGACGUCCAGUACAAUGAUGUACAUUUCUAUGACGACACACGCGAUCAGAAAAAAUGUCCCAGAACCCUCAGGAAGUCACGACUGCACGCAGCUGACAACGGUCUAUUAUAACCUGGAGGUUCACCGCUUGGUCCAACAUUCAGACCCUGGUUAGAAGAACCAGUUCUCAACUAAAGUCAUCUCAGGAAACCAGAAUAGAAUAGAAUACCUUUAUUUGUGCCACAAUGGGGAAAAAGGCAUAAAUACAGAAUGGUUGGAGGAAAGAGGAAAAUGGUGUAAUCUUGUAGUGGAAAUCGUCCUGUAAAGAAAUUAACUGGAGACAACAACCUCUACCUCAAUGUCAUCAAAACAAAAGGGAUCAGAGUGGACUUCAGGAGCAGCAGAGUCAGACACACCUGCAUCCACAGUGGCAGUCCUGAGGUACAGUAGAGCAGGUCCACAGCUUUAAGCUCCUUGGCCUCCACAUCAGAGCAUUUGUCCUGGUCACUGCACACACACACCGUGGUCAGGACAGCUCGCCAGUGGUUGUACUUCCUGAGCAGAUUGAGGAGGUUCAGCAUGAACACCAGCAUCCUCACCAGCUUCUACAGGUGCAGCGCUGAGAGCCUGCUGACUGGCUGUAACAUGGUGGGUACGGGAACUGAGUCAGAACCCACUAGAGAGUGGUGCAGAACACAUGGGACGCAGUCUGCCCUCCAUCAGCGACAUCUGUCACAGAUGGUGCCUACAGUAUGAAAGGCCAGCAGCAUCGUUAAAGCCAUAGUGACCCAGCACAGACCGUUCCACUGCUACCAUCCAGUAGACGUUACAGCGGCCUGACUGGACACACUGACAGACAGUGUCUGCCACCAGGCUGUCAGGCUGCUUAACGCAUCACAUGUUAAUCAUAUGUUAGUAUUAAUAAGUAUAUUGACCACACCUGCAAACAUGUAAACAAAAGGACAUGUUCUUUUGAACAUGUCAUUUUGAACUUGACAUGAUUUUUAUUUAAUGCUUUUUUAUUGUAUUUAUUUUUAAGAGGGAGUUGGUCCGUGCAUUGUUGACUGAGCGUUAAUCUGCCUAUGACAAAUAAACCAUCCUGAAUCUGACCCUAAUCCCAUAGAAAACCUGUGGAGGGAGAUGAAGGUUCCCGUUGCCAAAUAUGAGCCCAAAACAUUAAUCACUUGAAGGAUCUGCAAAGAGGAGUGGGUCAAUGUCCUGAGAUGAGUCUCGUCUGACAUGUGGUUUUGCCUCCAAAAAUUAAAGCAUGUGUUGAAAAGAA
Messenger RNA from Betta splendens (Siamese fighting fish), 2137 nucleotides. RefSeq lists its product as uncharacterized. NCBI's taxonomy places the organism in Eukaryota, Metazoa, Chordata, Actinopteri, Anabantiformes, Osphronemidae. The coding region runs from base 125 to 1030 and encodes 301 amino acids. The record is from RefSeq and is a predicted model, not a curated record. The transcript is spliced from 6 exons.